UGGGAAGUCAGCAUUUGACAUUAAUCGGAAAGGAAGUAGAAUAGCAUCAUAUAUUGCAACUCCAGAGAACAAUAUCACAGGACCCAGUGGUGAAAAAAUUCAAUCCAUUUGUGGAAUGCAGACUUAUAAAGAUAAAAGCCAGGAGGAGUUGAGGUUUGAGGACUACCAGUUAGGUGAUAAAGGAACGUUAGCCUUUAAUGCAGCAAUGAAUGCUACAUCUGGUCAAACUCAAAUCAUAUUUCCGGGAUCAUCCACUUCACAAACAUUUGGAAAGAAAUAUGACGUUAACAGCGUGGCCAAUGAACCUCUGUUUUGGUCCAGAGAUGCCAAUGCCUCAGGCUUCUCCGCAUUUGGAUCUUUACAAGCUACUUCAUUUGGUGUUUCAAGCAACUCACACUUUGUCACCCCAAGUUUUAAUUCCUAUUCCUUUGGCCAACCAGCAAUAUCCAUGUCAGGGAUCAAAGAUCAAAUUUGCAAACCAGGAAAAGAAAGUACAACAUCUUUGCUCCGGAGCUCUGGUUUUGGAAAGUCCGCAUUUGGUAUUAACCAGAAAGGAAGUAGAACAACAUCAUACAUUGCAACUCCAGAUAUAGAUAGCACAUGUCUCGAUGGUGGAGGAAUUCAAUCCAUUUGUGGAAUGCAGACUUAUCAAGAUAAAAGUCAGGAGGAGUUGAGGUUUGAGGACUACCAGUUAGGUGAUAAAGGACCAUUAGACUUUAAUGCAGCAAUGAAUGCUACAUCUGGUCAAACACAAAACGUAUCUAUGGGCUCGUCCACUUUACCAACAUUUGGAAAGAAAUAUGACUUUAAUAGUGUGGCCAAUGAACCUCUAGUGUGGUCCAGGGAUGUCAAUGUCUCAGACUCCUCCAUACUUGGAUAUCCAAGAGGUCCUGCAUUUGGUGUUUCAAGCAACUCACACUAUGGCACCCCAAGACUUGAUUCAUACUCCUUUGGCCAACCAGCAGUAUCCAUGUCAGGGAGCAAAGGAAAAGAAAGUACACCUUUUUUCAAGAGCUCUGGUUUUGGAAAGUCAACAUUUGGCAUUAAUCAAAAAGGAAGUAGAACAGCAUCAUAUACUGCAACUCCUGAUAACGAUAUCACAGGAACCCGAAUUCAAUCCAUUUGUGGAAUGCCGACUUAUAAAGAUAAAAGCCAGGAGGAGUUGAGGUUUGAGGACUACCAGUUAGGUGAUACAGGAACAUUAGCCUUUAAUGCAGCAACGAAUGCUAUAUCUGGUCUAUCACAAAACAUAUAUCCGGGCUCAUCCACUUCACAGACAUUUGGAAAGAAAUAUGAUGUUAACAGCGUGGCCAAUGAACCUCUGUUGUGGCCCAGAGAUUCCAAUGUCGCAGACUUCUGUGCAUUUGGACCUCUAAAAGCUUCUUCAUUUGGUGUUUCAAGCAACUCACACUUUGGCAUCCCAAGUUUUAAUUCCUAUUCCUUUGGCCAACCAGCUGUAUCGAUGUCAGGGAUCAAAGGAAAAGAAAGUACUUUGCUCCAGAGCUCUGGUUAUGGAAAGUCCGCAUUUGGUAUUAAUCAGAAAGGAAGUAGAAUAGCAUCAUACAUUGCAACUUCAGAUAUAGAUAACAUAUUUCUCGAUGGUGGAGGAAUUCAAUCCAUUUGUGGAAUGCAGACUUACCAACAUAAAAGCCAGGAGGAGUUGAGGUUUGAGGACUACCAGUUAGGUGAUAAAGGUCAGAAAUGUGGUUCUUCAUUUGGUGUUUCCGGCACACAGGGGUUUGGUGUCAUCGACAAAAUGAGGCCUUUCAUAUCACCAGUAUUUAACCAAUCAACUGUUAAUCAACCUGUUUAUUCCCAUUUUCCAAGUACAUUUGCAGUGGAAAGAGCGGGGAUUGACUCUCUAUCAAAUGAAAAUUCUACCCCAUUUUCGAAGCCACAGCAGCAGUCCAUUUCCCAUAUAUUCCCCCCAAACACGUCAUUGUUAAACUCUUGUGGCACUGGAAGUAGAGUGCAAUCUACUGCCUCAAAUGUUUCUUUUUCUCCGUGGAUCCAUUCAAGUCCGUUUGCACCUUUUAAUCCAGCUUCCAGUUCUUCCACUACCUCCACCUUUUCUCCAUCAAGGAAUCCGUGGUCUUUAUCAAUAUCUACCUCUCUAUCUCCAUGUUCAGUUUCACCUUCUAUAUAUCCUUUGUUAGCAAAACCAUCAGGCCCUGAUUUUGAUCAAAAGAACUAUGUUCCUCCCACACCUGUUUUAACUACAGGUGGCGCUCCACAAUCCACAUUUUGCUUGAACUGCCUAAAGCAGUCACAACCUACUCCACCAGGACUUUCUAAUGUUUCAAGCACUCCGCUUGCGACGAGUCAAAAUACUCCUCUGUUCUCUGUUCCUCUGCAGCCAGAAAUGACUCCUAAAGUUGGAGCAACACUUCCAACAACCAAGUCUUCUCACCCAUCAACAGGUGCUAGUUGCUCAGAAAUUGGACAAGGAGUUGGUCAGCAGCCAAGUGUCAAUGGCCAACAGUCUUACUUUCCGAGAAUCAUGGAAGUCAAGCCAUCACCAGUUAUGCCUCCUGCUGAAACACAACCUUCAGUCCAAAUCUCAGUUGAGCACCCGUAUUUGGAAACAUCCAUCCAGUAUGGAAUUUCUAGUUUACCUAUACUCUUUGUCAUGGAUAAAGAAAACGCUUCUGGUGUACUAAGGACAGAAGUCAUCAUCAUUCCAAGGGACCGGGUUCGUCCUACCGCAGAAUCUCCACUGGGGGCUGAUUCAUCUAUGGACAGGAUGCAUGACGGAGACAAUGUUGGUGACAAGCCCAAGUUAGAGCCUGAAGAGAUGCAUCAUGAUAAUUGUGGCAAUGAUAAGGAUGUGGAUGGCAUUAUGCCAAAGCUUCAACGUGCUGAUUACUACACCGUUCCUCCUAUGGAGGAGUUGCUAUCCAAGGAGAAGGAAGAAGCUGAUUUCUGUUGCCACGUGAAGGACUUUGUGGUAGGAAGACAUGGGUAUGGAAGCAUCAAGUUCUUGGGAGAAACAGAUGUCCGGAAGCUUGACCUUGAUUCUGCUGUCCAGUUCAAUCAUCGUGAAGUGGUCAUCCAUAUGGAUGAGAGCAAGAAGCCUCCAGUUGGACAAAGCCUCAACAAGCCAGCUGAGAUAACUCUCCUUAAUGUCAGAUGCAUCAACAAAUCGACUGGUAAGGAGUACAGAGAUGGACCAAUGGUCAACAAGUACAGAGAUAUGCUUAUUAAGAAAGCAGUAGAGCUUGAUGCAGAGUUUGUUUCUUAUGAUCCAGCGGAAGGGCAGUGGAAAUUUAGGGUGUCACACUUGUAAUCGUGAGUUCAAAUUUUCUUGGUUGGUUUUGUGACAUAACCAAAUAUUUGAAU
Solanum verrucosum is the source of this 3339-nucleotide messenger RNA. RefSeq names its product nuclear pore complex protein NUP98B-like. The coding region runs from base 116 to 3286 and encodes 1056 amino acids. Gene Ontology annotation, cellular component: nuclear pore; nuclear pore cytoplasmic filaments. The record is from RefSeq and is a predicted model, not a curated record. The transcript has 13 exons. Gene Ontology annotation, biological process: post-transcriptional tethering of RNA polymerase II gene DNA at nuclear periphery; protein import into nucleus; RNA export from nucleus. NCBI's taxonomy places the organism in Eukaryota, Viridiplantae, Streptophyta, Magnoliopsida, Solanales, Solanaceae. Gene Ontology annotation, molecular function: structural constituent of nuclear pore.